CGCAGGCGCAAGGGCGCGUGCCCUCCGCUUUCGGCUCUGAUUGGCUGCCAGGGGUAAGGGAGCCGCCCAAUGGGAGGUGUGAAUAGUGAGGGGUCCCGCACGCCUGGAACUGAGGGUCUGUGUCAAGAGCGGCGGGGGCUGCAGGAGAUGCCUGGGCGCCAUGGGGUGCAGUUCAACUACAGAGUCAUGGGCUCACUGAAGAGUGAGGUAUAAACAUUGGAUCCAGACUUGCUGAUUGAUAGAGACUGGCACCACCUUCCGCGCAAUGGCAGAGGUGGUGGCUGAAGUGGCUGAGGUAGCUGAGAUGCCGACACAAAUGUCGCCAAGGGUAAUGGAGAUGUCAGCACCGAUAUUAGGGGAGAAGAUGGAGCUGUCAACGGAGCUGACUGAGAUGACACCUGGGGAGGCUGUUGCCUCCUCCCUCUUCUUCCAGUUCAUGUGCUCUGAAUGUGGCAACCUCUACAACACGCUGGAAGAAGUCCUCUCACACCAGGAGCAGCACGUGCCCACUGUCACAGAGGAGGAGGCACUGACCACCCAGGACACUGGCCUGGAGCCGGAGCUGGUGCCAGGCACUGAGGAAGGGCCUUUCCAGUGCGGCGAGUGCAGCCAGCUCAUCCUCUCCCCCAGGGAGCUCCUUGCUCACCAAGAUGCCCACCUGCGGGAGUCUGCAAGCCAGAUCCAGUACCAGUGUGGAGACUGCCAGGAGCUGUUUCCCUCACCUGAGCUGUGGGUGGCUCACCGCAAGGCCCAGCACCUUUCCACUGCAGCAGCUAAACCUCCGGUGCUGCCGCCUCUGCCUCCCGUCACACCACCACCUCCACCCCCUGCUCCACCUGAAGUCAAGAUGGAGCCCUACGAGUGCCCCGAGUGUUCUACCCUCUGUACCACCCCCGAGGAGUUCUUGGAGCAUCAAGGCACCCACUUUGACUCCCUAGAGAAAGAAGAGCACAAUGGGUUAGAAGAGGAGGAGGAAGAUGAUGAAGACGACAAUGAAGAGACAGAGGAAGAGGAAGAGGCAGCAGCUGACGUUGGUGACGAUGCAAAGGGAGGUGACAAGUCUCCAGCUGGCCAGGCCCAGGGCAGUGGGGAUGGUCCCCCACACUGUACCUCAGCAGGGGCACGCCGGCGACACCGGCGGGCAUCCCACAGCCCAGCCUCAGCAGCUCACCCCUUCUACUGCAGCCAGUGCCAGCGCAGCUUCAGCUCUGCAAACCGGCUUCUGGCUCAUGGGCGGGCGCACGUGGGUGGCACCCAUGAGUGUACGACCUGCUCCAAGGUCUUCAAGAAAGCAGCCUCCCUGGAGCAGCACCUGCGGCUGCACCGCGGCGAAGCCCGCUACCUCUGUGUGGACUGCGGCCGUGGCUUCGGCACGGAGCUCACUUUGGUGGCCCAUCGGCGGGCCCAUACUGCCAACCCGCUGCAUCGCUGCCGCUGUGGCAAAACAUUCAGCAACAUGACCAAGUUUCUCUACCACCGGCGCACGCACGCAGGCAAGAGUGGGGCACCCCCCUCAGCAGCACCACCCACGGUAGCAUCUGUAGUGGCCUCCCUGGCUCCAGCCGAGCCCACACCUCCCCCCCCAGCCCCUCCCACCCCGCCUGCCCAGCUGCCUUGCCCUCAGUGCCCCAAGUCCUUUGCCUCAGCCUCCCGGCUCUCCCGGCACCGGCGCGCCGUCCACGGGCCCCCUGAGCGGCGGCACCGUUGCGGCGUCUGUGGCAAGGGCUUCAAGAAGCUGGUCCACGUGCGCAACCAUCUCCGGACACACACGGGCGAGAGGCCCUUCCAGUGCCAUGCCUGUGGCAAGACUUUCGCUUCUCUGGCCAACCUCAGCCGCCACCAGCUGACCCAUACAGGCGUGCGUCCCUACCAGUGCCUGGACUGUGGCAAGCGCUUCACACAGAGCUCUAACCUGCAGCAGCACCGGAGACUGCACCUGCGGCCAGUGGCGUUUGCCCGCGCGCCUCGCCUUCCCAUCACUGGACUCUACAACAAGAGCCCCUACUACUGCGGGACCUGUGGCCGCUGGUUCCGUGCCAUGGCGGGCCUGCGACUGCAUCAGCGGGUCCACGCCCAGGCACGGACCCUGACGCUGCAGCCUCCCCGGUCGCCCCCUCCUGCUCCGCCCCCACCCCCCGAGCCUCAGCAGACAAUCAUGUGCACCGAGCUCGGGGAGACCAUUGCCAUCAUUGAGACGUCCCAGCCACUGGCCCUUGCAGACACGCUGCAGUUGUGCCAGGCAGCCCUGGGGGCCUCUGAAGCAAGCGGGUUGUUGCAGUUGGACACAGCCUUCAUGUGACACAGUUAAAGAGCAACAAUAAAAAAAUUUGGUUGCAAAACAAGUAUGGGCACCUCUGGGGAGAAGGGGACCACCUCCUGACAAGCCACUUUGGUGCCCACUGGGUGCCAGCAUCCAUCCUGGCCUCUUCCCUACUGACUCUUCAGAACGGCCCCACCAGGUGUCACCUUUCUCUGCCUGAGGGGACACUGAAGCUCUGAGACACCAUACAAUGUGUCCUAAGCCACCCCACUGCGUUGCAAAGUGGGGUUCUCCAAGACUCUCUGCUCCGCGUCACCCUGGUGCCUAGGAACGUCAGGUAACCUUUCCUGAGCCCCGACCAUGUGCCAGGUCUCUGCUGGGCACUGUCACAUUCUUCUUCAGGUCCUCUGCUUGUUCUCCACCGCCUGCCCCUACCCUUGCCUUCCCUGGACUCUGGGAUCCCUGCAUUUGGCUCUGCCUGGUGGAAGAAGGUACUUGACUUCUCUGGGCUUCUUUCAUCUCACUUCCACCUGAAAGAUGGGUGUUCAGCUGCAGAUGGGUGAUACUGGAGACGCAGGCAUGAGUCAAGACAGGGGCUGUGCCCCAAGAGCCAUACACAGGGGUUGGAGGAACACACCCAAGUACAGAUGGCCUUGUUCCCUGA
Molecule: messenger RNA, 2924 nt
Organism: Bubalus bubalis (water buffalo)
Lineage: Eukaryota; Metazoa; Chordata; Mammalia; Artiodactyla; Bovidae
Gene: ZNF526
Product: zinc finger protein 526
Exons: 3
Coding region: 266-2299 (677 amino acids)
Biological process (GO): regulation of cytokine production; regulation of immune system process; negative regulation of transcription by RNA polymerase II
Source: RefSeq, a predicted model, not a curated record